UCUGCUGCAUGUUACCAAAUGUAAGAAUUCACUGAUAAAUGUAUCUAUGUACUGGCUCACUGGGAAAAAUUCAGAAAUUCAUAUAGACAUGUGAGCUCAGCUACUCAGCAGCCCCUCUGCCUGAGGGAUAAUCCCUGGCAUCCUGAUACCUGAGUGCCAGACAGGUAGCCAUUCCAGAAAUAACAAACCCAGACGAAGGCAAAAGGGUCAGGUUACAUUCCAUGGGUGUUUGAUGGAAGGCAAGGGGAACCAUGGGGCAGGGUCCAGGAUGCUCAGAUUACUUCCACCAGACCUCCCCUUUCAUGAUGUAUGAGUGAUGUAGUUUGGGGGGUUGCAACAUGGGGAUUAGCAGCUGAUAAAGUUUGGAGGCUCUGCUGUUUGGGGCUUCCAUCUUGUUCCACCUGGUUGCAGGUAGGAGUCCUGUCUCGACAGUCUUCAAGAAAGACCAAGCCUACUGGCUGCUCUUUUGCUCUGAUAUUCCUGGCUGGUGUCCUUGUUUUUUGUCCAAGGGAGCCCUCAGAUUUCUCCAUUAACAUAACGUACCCAAAGCCUUCAAAAUGUGCACUUUCCUGCAUUUUGCAGUUCAGCAAUGUGUAGUCCCAGGAGAGGCAGGAACAGUGUGUCUUCCUGUUCCUCCCUCAGCUGAGAUCUGCCUGGAUGGAGACCUGAGAGCCACCUCUCAAUAUCUGGAGGGCUGACCCAUGGAAGAGGGAGCCAGCUUGUUUUCUCCUGCCCUAGAGGGGAGCACCCAGAAUAAGGGACCCAGAGGACCAGAAAGCAGUUUCUUCUGACGGGAAGAGCAGCAGAAUCCCUUGGGAGAUGGCGGACUCUCCUUCCUUGGAGGUUUUUAAGCAGAGGGUGGAUGCUUUGGCUGAGAUUCCUGCCUUGCAGGGGGGCUGGAAUAGAUGACCCUUAGGGCUCCCUCCCAUUCUAGGAUGAGCUUCCUUGCUUCCUGCAAACCCCUUUUCCCUGCAACCUCUUCCUCCAGUUUCUGGCCAAGGGAGGGAGCAGAUCACAGACCAACCAAGAGCGUCCCCUCAAAAUGAGCAUCUCUGGGAUUCUGCAAUGCAGGAGAGAAAAGGCAGAGAGGACUGAGCAGGGUGGACUCGGCUUUGCAAGGGUUAAAGGGAACUGAGCUGCAUUCCUAGAGAGGACAGGAAGUAAAGGGGGGCCAGGUCCUCCAGAGGAAAAGCCCCUCCCUCCCCUUCCUGCAAGCGGGGGCGGGGUUGCUUUCUGCUUUUGCAAAUGCUGCAUUGCUCUCUUCCACGGGGAUCUGACGCUGCUUACUCCUUUGGGAAGGGCAAUCCUCUCCUGGGAUCUGAGGAGGCCAGCCAAGCAGAUCAAGCCAAGCUUUAUGAGGAGCUGGGAUUUGCUAGAGCUUCUCAUUCAGACAGACAGAACUUGGCAGAAGACCAAAGGGUUCCUUCCCAUCUCUCAGAGGCUUCCUGAGAGCACAGAUGGAUGAGCGAGACACAGCUGGCCCUAGAGCAGGAAGAGGCCAUGUCAUCCAAACUGGGAGCAGUGAGGGAUUCUUGGAAAACUCUGUGCAGAAGAUCCUGGGUGAGGAGGAUACCCACUGCUCAGAGGUGCAGAGCCAGCAGGUGAGGCAGUUCUGCUUCCAGGAGGCCAAAGGGCCCCGAGAGGUUUGCAGCCAACUCUACCACCUUGAUCAUCAGUGGCUGAAGCCAGAAAGGCACACGAAAGCUGAGAUGGUGGACCUGGUGAUCUUGGAGCAGUUCCUGGCUGUCCUUCCACCAGAGAUGGAGAGCUGGGUGAGGGACUGUGGAGCAGAGACCAGUUCCCAGGCCAUGGCCCUGGCCGAAGGUUUCCUCCUGAGUCAGGCAGAGGAGAGAAAGGAGGCAGAGAGAAAGCAGAAAAGGGAUCAUUUUGCAGAAAUGGACCUGGAUUCCUGUGAGGCAGAGAGGCCUCCGUUGGACACCAGAGAGAGGCCACUGGUUAAGGAGGAAGGUGGCUUUUCUCCAUUUGGUCUUGUUCUGUUGGUUUUCCAACUCAUCUGAGGGUUCUUUUCUUCUUGUUUUUUUUUUUUUUGAGGGGUGCUGGUUGGGAACAAGGGUUCAGAGGAGGGGAGAUGUAUUUCUGCACACCUAACAUGAAAUGGGCACAAACCUUCAACUGCACUCAGCAGGUAAGGCUUUCUCAAAGCCCAUCUGUAGUUAGAGAUGUCCUGUUUCCUCUGUGAGAGAAGCAGGCACUCCUAGCAUCCUGAUUACCUUUUUUCUCUUUUGCAGGUGAAAGAAUGAUGCCGGCAAGACCUCCUGAUCCGCCUUUUCAUGGGGGCAGAAGGGAAGCAGUGGCUGUGGAACCAGAUCAGGGUCCAGUGUGCUUUGAAGAUGUCGCUGUUCGUUUCACGGACGAGGAGUGGGAGUUGCUGGAUCCUGACCAGAGAGCUCUGCAUAAGGACGUCAUGGAGGAGAAUUGCGGGAUCGUGGCCUCUCUUGAUUGUGAUGAAUUGGAAAGCAAGAACAAAGGAGACAACAACACAAUCUGCAGAGUGGAGAAGGCACGUAAAAAUUUGGAGUGUGGAAAGAGCUGCAGUCAGAGCUCCCAUUCCAGUUCCCAUCAACAAAAUCUCAUUGGAAAGAAACCCUAUCAGUGCAUUGAAUGUGGAAAGAGAUUCAGUACGAGCUACUCUCUAACAUCCCAUCAAAGAAUUCAUACAGGGGAGAAACCCUAUCACUGCGUGGAAUGUGGAAAGAGCUUCAGUAGCAGCUCCAAUCUCACUUCCCAUCAAAGAGUUCAUACAGGGGAGAGACCCUAUCAGUGCGUGGAAUGUGGAAAGAGCUUCAGUCAGAGCUCCAGUCUCACUUUCCAUCAAAAAACUCAUACAGGGGAGAAACCCUAUCAAUGUGUGGAAUGUGGAAAGAGCUUCAGAUCGAACUCUGAGCUCACUUCCCAUCAAAGAAUUCAUACAGGGGAGAAACCCUAUCACUGCGUGGAAUGUGGAAAGAGCUUCAGUAGCAGCUCCAAUCUCACUUCCCAUCAAAGAGUUCAUACAGGGGAGAGACCCUAUCAGUGCGUGGAAUGUGGAAAGAGCUUCAGUCAGAGCUCCAGUCUCACUUUCCAUCAAAAAACUCAUACAGGGGAGAAACCCUAUCAAUGUGUGGAAUGUGGAAAGAGCUUCAGAUCGAACUCUGAGCUCACUUCCCAUCAAAGAAUUCAUACAGGGGAGAAACCCUAUCAGUGUGUGGAAUGUGGAAAGAGCUUCAGUCAGAGCUCCAGUCUCACUUCCCAUAAAAAAAUUCAUACAGGGGAGAGACCCUAUCAGUGCGUGGAAUGUGGAAAGAGGUUCAGUCACAGCCACAGUCUCACUUCCCAUCAAAGAAUUCAUACAGGGGAGAAACCCUAUCAGUGUGUGGAAUGUGGAAAGAGCUUCAAUCACAGCUACAGUCUCACUUUCCAUCAAAGAACUCAUACAGGGGAGAAACCCUAUCAAUGUGUGGAAUGUGGAAAGAGCUUCAGAUCGAACUCUGAGCUCACUUCCCAUCAAAGAAUUCAUAUAGGGGAGAAACCCUAUCAGUGUGUGGAAUGUGAAAAGAGCUUCAGUAUGAGCUCCGAUCUCUUUAGGCAUCAGAGAAUUCAUACAGGGGAGAGACCCUAUCAGUGCGUGGAAUGUGGAAAGAGGUUCAGUCACAGCCACAGUCUCACUUCCCAUCAAAGAAUUCAUACAGGGGAGAAACCCUAUCAGUGUAUGGAAUGUGGAAAGAGCUUCAAUCACAGCCACAGUCUCACUUCCCAUCAAAGAAUUCAUACAGGGGAGAAACCCUAUCAAUGUGUGGAAUGUGGAAAGAGCUUCAGAUCGAACUCUGAGCUCACUUCCCAUCAAAGAAUUCAUACAGGGGAGAAACCCUAUCAGUGUGUGGAAUGUGGAAAGAGCUUCAGUACGAACUCCGAGCUCACUUCCCAUCAAAGAAUUCAUACAGGGGAGAAACCCUUUCAGUGUGUGGAAUGUGGAAAGAGCUUCAGUCAGAGCUCCAAUCUCACUUCCCAUCAAAGAAUUCAUACAGGGGAGAAACCCUAUCAGUGUGUGGAAUGUGGAAAGAGCUUCAGUAUGAGCUCCAAUCUCACUUCCCAUCAACGAAUUCAUACAGGGGAGAAACCCUAUCAGUGUGCGGAAUGUGGAAAGAGCUUCAAUCAAAAGUCCAGUCUCACUAAGCAUCACAGAAUUCAUACAGGGGAGAAUCACGGAAUUGUAGAAUUUUUGAGCUUAAAGUGAUCCCUGGUGCAAUCUAUUUCACCCCUUGUCAUGCUGGCAUAGCAAGUAAAGCAUCCAUGACAGAUGACCAUCCAACUUCAUUUCAAAACCUCAAAGAAUGGAAAUUCCAGCACUCCCAAGGGAGUCCAAUCCACUAACAGCUCUUGCUGUGAAAAAGUUCUUCCGCAUCUUUAGUCAGUCUUUUUUUAAAAAAAAAAAACUUGAAGGCAUUGGUUUGUGUCCUACCCUGUGGAGCAGGCGUCUGAUUGGGAAGACCCAGUUCUCCGAGUGCAUGUUCUGGAAGUUGGGCAAUAGGGGCAGUACAGGAUUCCUUUUGGUGUACCGACCUCUGCACCGCACCAAGGAUUCCCUGCCUGAGCUGCUCCAUGUCGUGGCGGAUGUUCUCCUGGAGACACCUAGUUUGCUUUUCCUAGGGGAUUUUAACAUCCAUGCUGACACGACCUUACAAGGGGCCGCUUGGGACUUCGUGGAAAGCAUGGCCUCCAUGGGGCUUUCCCUGAAUAUGUUUGGCCCAACGCAUAGCCGCGGACAUGCCUUAGACCUGGUGUUCACCUCUAUGGAUGUUGGUGAUCUGACACUAAGUCGCUCCGAUUCGAGAAGACGUAGGCUCCACCGUGGGAGCAGGGCAGGAGAGUGCUAGAGUCCUGUCUAGUCAAGUUGUGUUGGAUCAAUUCCAAUCUGUUACCCCCGAGGAUGUGGACAGGCUGCUUGGACGAGAGAAACCAACCACUUGUCUCCUUGAUCCUUGUCCAUCCUGGCUUAUAAAAGCUGGCCAAGAAGGGCUGGGCGAUGGGCUUCGUGGGGUGGUGAAAGCUUCCCUCUGUGAGGGAGCCUUCCUGGACCCAUCUUUAGAUGUGGCCACAAUGGCCAACUAUCGCCCAGUCUCAAAUCCUCCAUUCUUGGGCAAGGUGAUUGAGCGAGUGGUUGCUGAACAACUCCAGGCACGCCUGGAGGAAGCGGACCAUUUGGAUCCCUUCCAGACGGGAUUCAGGCCUCAACAUGGGACUUGAAACUGCCUUGGUCGCGCUGGUUGAUGAUCUCUGGCGGGCUAAGGACAAAGGUGAGAGCUGUUUCCUAGUUCUGCUGGAUCUCUCAGCGGCGUUUGAUACCAUCGACCAUAACAUCCUUCUGGACCGUCUUGAGGGGCUGGAAGCUGGGGGCACUGUCAUACAGUGGUUCCGCUCCUUCCCCCUGUGCUGUGUUCAGAAAGUGGUGGUGGGGGAUGAGUGUUCAGAACCCUGGGCUCUCACUUGUGGGGUGCCUCAGGGAUCCAUCCUCUCCCCCAUGCUUUUCAACAUCUACAUGCAGCUGCUGGGAGAGAUCAUCAGGGGGUUUGGACUUGGUGUUCAUCAGUAUGCGGAUGAUACCCAGCUCUACCUCUCUUUCAAAUCAGAACCAGUGAAGGCGGUGAAGGUCCUGUGUGAGUGUUUGGAGGUGAUUGGAGGAUGGAUGGCAGCUAACAGAUUGAGGUUGAAUCCUGACAAGACAGAAGUACCGUUUUGGGGGACAGGAGGGGGCAGGUAUGGAGGACUCCCUGGUCCUGAAUGGGGUAACUGUGCCCCUGAAGGACCAGGUUUGCAGCCUGAGAGUCAUUUUAGACUCAUAGGUGUCCAUGGAGGCACAGGUCAAAUCUGUGUCCAGGGCAGCUGUUUCCCAGCUCCAUCUGGUACACAGGCUGAGACCCUAUCUGCCUGCGGACUGCCUCGCCAGAUUGGUGCAUGCUCUGCUUAUCUCCCGCUUGGACUACAGCAAUGCGCUCUACAAUGGGCUACCAUUGAAGUUCUACCGAGACACUGAGGUCCAGCACCGAGGGCCUUCUGGAGGUUACCUCACUGCGAGAAGCUAAGUUACUGGAAACCAGCCAGAGGGCCUUCUCGGUAGUGGCGCCCUUCCUGUGGAACGCCCUCCCACCAGAUGUCAAAGAGAACAACAACUACCAGACUUUUAGAAGACAUCUGAAGGCAGCUCUGCUUAGGGAAGCUUUUAAUGUUUGAUGUAUUAGUAUUUUAAUAUUUUAUUUGAAGCCGCCCAGAGCGGCUGGGGAAUCCCAGCCAGAUGGGCGGGGUAUAAAUAAUAAAUAAUAAGAAUAAUAAUAAUAAUUAUCAUUUUAUUUUCUUACUCCUGUAGUAACCUAUGUUAUCCAUCAUUUGAGAACCACGAUAUUGUUCUCCCUUUGCUCUUCUUUCAUUUUUAUCACAGUCUUUGAACUCUAAUACUUUGAAGGAGCGAGGUUUUAAUUUCAUGAAGUGAGGCAGCUCAUCCUCUAUUAACAGUCGUAGCUGAGAUAGGAAGUUGAGGGUCUGGAGAGAGUGUUCAGAUGGGACUUAAUCUGGAAGGAGAAGUUGUGGGAAGACUCUUCUUCUGGGGUCUCCUUCCAUUCGGGAGGGGAGAGAUUUUCUAGGAAAAGGAGAUUUCUGAGUCAGUAAAAAGGACUCAGAUGAUCCCCUGGGUCUGGCAUACAAAGGAAAAUACCUCGGGAGAGGGACUGCUAAGAGAGAGGGGAACCGAGGAAAAGUGGCCCCUCGCUCACGGACCAAAGUAUGAAGCCAUGAAGGAAGCUGGGCUGUCCUGUCAUAACUAAGGAAGGGAAUGAGAGAGAAGCAGCAGAAACAGAGUUAAGCCUUUUAGCAUUUAUUCUGGAUACCUGAAGUGUAACAACUGAUUAUGAGAGGAGGGAGUGUAAGAGAAGCUGUGCCUGUACAGUGGUACCUCGGGUUAAGUACCUAAUUUGUUCUGGAGGUCUGUUCUUAACCUGAAACUGUUCUUAACCUGAAGCACCACUUUAGCGAAUGGGGCCGCUGGAGCACAAUUUCUGUUCUCAUCCUGAAGCAAAGUUCUUAACCCGAGGUACCAUUUCUGGGUUAGCGGAGUCUGUAGCCUGAAGCGUAUGUAACCUGAAGCGUUUGUAACCCAAGGUACCAUUGUAGUACCUUGUUUAAUCCUGUGACAUUUAGCUGAAGUAAUAAGUUAACGUCUUCCUGGCAGAGGCCUUCCAGAAUCUGAUUCAGAGCCAAAUUUGGAGACAUAUGUCACACAGACAAUUUCAGAAUGGAUGGGAGAAAGCAAAGAUUGGUUGGGAGCUGUUUCAGAAUUAGAUCGCGUGAAAAUUGAGGACGGAGGCAGCCAGGAGAUGUUUUAUUAACACUAGU
Podarcis raffonei (Aeolian wall lizard) is the source of this 7383-nucleotide messenger RNA. Its product is annotated as zinc finger protein 420-like. Gene Ontology annotation, biological process: regulation of cytokine production; central nervous system development; regulation of immune system process. The coding region runs from base 2258 to 4234 and encodes 658 amino acids. The transcript is spliced from 8 exons. The record is from RefSeq and is a predicted model, not a curated record. Gene Ontology annotation, cellular component: membrane; chromosome; nucleus. Gene Ontology annotation, molecular function: RNA polymerase II cis-regulatory region sequence-specific DNA binding; olfactory receptor activity; DNA-binding transcription repressor activity, RNA polymerase II-specific. Lineage: Eukaryota; Metazoa; Chordata; Lepidosauria; Squamata; Lacertidae.